AUGUCAAAUAAAGAGAAAAUAGAUUUGUAAAUUCUAGGUAAAGUACGCCAUCUUAUUCCUAAUAAUUUCAUAAUUGAAAGGAUUAAAAAACAUGAGUUAUAGAAGAAUACAGGGUAAAGAGUCAAAUGGUUAUUUUAUUUAGUUUAGUUAAGACCAUUUAAUUAAGAUCAUCUAAGAGAUUUACUUUAGAGUAGAAUGAUAAAUAUGAUGAGUUCUGUGAUGUUUUAGAUUCAUUUACUUUUGGUAAUGAUUUAGAAGUGAUAAAAUAAUUUGAUAAUUUCAAAGAAACCAUAAAACCUAAAUUAAUGAAGGGAUCUACUUUUGGUACUAUUAAUGGUGUUGAGAAUAUUGAUUUAAAUACUUUUCAAACAAAAAAGGGUUGUUUUAGAACACUAUAGGAUAAAACGAAUUUAAUUGUAUUUUGGGUAUUUAUGCAAAUUAUAAUUAUUUAGUCUUCUUUGGUUCCAAAAUCAAUAAGAGCACUUCAAUAAUUGAAUGAAUUGUUAAAAUAAAAUAAAGAUUUAAAAUUGUAAAUCAAUCCCAUAGCAAUUUCUUUAGAUGGUGAUUUCAAUAAUCUUAAAUCUUAUUUAAGAGAUAAUUAAAUAAAAGAAUUUGAACAUUAUAGAUUCACAUUUGGAUGGGAUUCAUCAAAUGAAUUUCAAAAAGCAUUGGAAUUAAAUUAUUUACCUAAAAUUGUUGUUGUUGGAAAAGAUAAUUAUGUUGUAGAUGUAACAACAAAAUCAAAUAAAAUAGAAGAUAUAAUUAAUACAUAUAUAAAAACAGGUGAAUCAGUUUAAGAAUCUGAAGAAAUUCAUUAAUAAAAAGAUAUUAUUGAAAAAGAAACAUAUAAAUAAAUAAAAUAAACAUUAAUAUAAACUAUUGCAAAUCAAUUAUCUCAAAAUAUAAAAUUAGAAUAAAGUGAUUUCAUUAAACUAAAUUUAAUUAAAAGUCAUAAAAUAUCUCAUGAUGGUAAUUAAGAACUUAUAGAAAGAAGUCAAUUAAAUAUAGUAUAUGAUAUUUCAGUAUAAUCAGAAUAAGUUAUAAUAUAAUUUUUAAAUGAAAUUAAAACACAAUUAGGAAAUAAUAAUAUUCAUAUAUAAAAAUAAUUAAUAAAAGAUCCAAAUGGUAUAGUAAAAAAAAUAUCUGAUGCAUUUUAGGAUGCUUUAAAAUAAAAUAACAAAGUUAUAUAAGAUUAUACAAUAAAAACAGAAACUUUUAAUUAUGUUAAUGAAAAAGGAGUAUUUUAAUAGGAUGUUUAAUUAAUAAACAAGAAAGGAAUAUUUAAUUUAAAAUUUUAAGAAUAUUAAACUAUUUAUUCAUAGGUUUAACCAAUUUUUAAGAAAUAUUAAGAAGAAAUUGAAGAAAGUGAUGAAGAACAUGAUCAUGAAUCAGAAUAAUAAUAAGAUAGAAAUUUAAUAAAUAAUAAUAUCAACUAAUUAACAGAUACUUUAAGAUCUGGAUUAUAAUUAACUGUUGGAUAAAGAUUUUAAACAAUAUAAAAUUAUCAUAAAUUUGGUAAUGAUCAAUAAAUACAAAUUGAACAUAAAGAAAAUUAAAUUUUAAUUAUUUUUUAUUGGAAUGAUAAUAAAGAUAGUGAUAGACUAUUCCCAACAAUAAUAAAAUUCUUACUUGCUAAUGAAGAUUCCUUUAAGGAUAAUGUAAGAUUUGUAGCUUUAAGUUAACAUAAAUUUGAUCAUUAUUAACAUUACUUUCUUAAAAAUGAAGGUAUAGAAGAAGUUAUUGAUUUCUACUUUCCAAUAGAAGAGAAUUAAACAGAUUUAAUAUAAUAUAAUGUGAAUACAUUCCCUCAUUUUGUUAUUAUUGAUAAAAUUGGAAAUAUAAGAUUAUAAUCACGUUAAAUAGAAGAUUUAGAGUCUCUUAUAGAGCAUUAAUUAGAAGAAGGACUUGAUAAUUUAAAAUAAUUAGUUAAUUUAAAUGAAGAGUAGUAUAAUUAAAUAACUUAAUUUUUGCAAUCUGAUGCAAGUGUGAAUCUUGGUUAGUUCAAUAAUAAAAGACAAUUUUCUAUGAAUUUUAUCUUUAUUGAAUUUUAAUGUGGUGAAAAUAAAACUCGUUUAUCACCAAUAAUAAAUUAUACAAUAAGAGAUGGGAAAUAAAAAUAUGUUGAGACUUAUCUAAAACUUCUUAAUAAAGUUUACUCUUUGAUUUAAUUUUAAGUUAAUAAGACAACUUAAAAGACAUUAAAUUUUCUAUUUCCUGGAAAAGCUUGUAAAUUAUGUUAAAAUGAAUUAAAUGAAUAAACUCCUCAAUAUUAUAGUCCAUUUAUUGAUGAAUUUUAUUGUGUUAAGUGUGCUGAAGUAUUUGAUACAAAAGCAAUAGGAAAUAAUAAAUUAAGAGUAAAAGAUAAUUUAAUAUUCUUCAAUGCACCUUUAGUUGAUAAAUCUGUGUUGAAUGAUAUUGAUGUAAAUAGACUAGGAAAUAAUCUAAAAGUUAAGAAAGGUGAUCCUUACUCUUAGAGACAUGCUAUAGAUUGCAAUGGUUGUGAUAAUGAAAUAAGAGGAUUUAGAUACAUUGUGUUAAAUUGUUUACCAGGAAAAUUAACAGAUAUGGUAAUAUUAAUAAUUUAAUAGUUAUAAGGCUCUAGUUGAUUUUUGUUAAGAUUGCUUUAAUUAGAUAAGAUAAGGUGGAACACAUUUAGAGAAGAUUGUAAAGAGAACAUCUAUGUAUGGAUACAAUCCAUCUAUGUUAUUAUUAAGAAUUCCAUUUUAUAUGGGAUAUUAUGAAUAUUGAGUUU
Paramecium pentaurelia is the source of this 2752-nucleotide messenger RNA. The record is from the annotation of a GenBank genome assembly. Lineage: Eukaryota; Ciliophora; Oligohymenophorea; Peniculida; Parameciidae.